UCAUGGCGCCAACACCGACACCGGCGGCGAGCACAAGCUCGCUGACUCUCACCAAUGCUUUGAUGAGCAAGUUCAAGCCGGCCAAGAUCUUCAAAGAUGCCGUCGAGCCUCUGCCGCCCAAAAGCCCCAGCGGUCGCGCCACGCCUCCCGGCCCUCGACAUAUCACGGGAAUGUCUUUCGACGACAGAGGGACCCAACUUAUUACCGCUGCUGAGGAUGAGACGUUCCGCCUGUACAGCGCUAGAUCUGGCAAGCAGUCGAAGACUCUGUUCUCCAAGAAAUACGGCGUAGAUCUACCAAGGUUCACGCACAAGGACACGGCCAUUAUCCACGCCUCAACGAAAGAGGACGACACCGUCCGCUACCACUCCCUGCACGACAACAAGUACCUGCAGUACUUCCGAGGUCACAAGGCGAAGGUCGUCACGCUCGAGAUGUCUCCGGUGGACGACACGUUCAUGUCCGGCUCGCUCGACAAGACCGUGCGUCUCUGGGACCUACGCACGCCCCAAUGCCGAGGGCUGCUCAACCUCCCCUCCUCCCCUAUCGUCGCCUACGACACCUCCGGGCUCGUCUUCGCCGUCGGCGUGAACGAGUACCAACGCAUCCUCGUCUACGACCUCGCCAACUACGACAAGGAGCCCUUCCUCGUCAUCGAGCUCGAAGACCCGACGCUCUCCCUCGUCAGCUUCCCGCCGCGCCCCAUCUACAUGACCUCCCUCGCCUUCUCCCCCAACGGCAAAUACAUCCUCGUCGGCUGCUCCGGCGACGCGCACUACAUCGUCGACGCCUUCGACGGCUUCCUCCUCGCCAAGCUCGAGGGCCACGUCGGCCUCGAGCGCCGGCGGCCGGACGUCGCGCCCGGGAUCCAGCCCGUGCGCGGCUGCAGCGGCGAGGAGGUCUCCUGGACGCCCGACGGCAAGUACGUCGUCGGCGGCAGCCUCGACGGCAAGAUCGUCGUCUGGGACGCGCAGACCAUCCCGCAGCGGUCCGAGCCCGCGAGCCUCAAGUCGCCCCCGGGCCGCAUCGCGCCCCUGGCGAAGCUCGACGGCCAUCCGGGCCCAUCGCGGUGCGUGAGGUUCAACCCGCGCUACGCGAUGAUGGCCACCGCCGGCGCCGAACUCGCGUUCUGGCUGCCCGAUCAGUCUGCGGACCUGGAAGAGGUGGCGAAAGAACUCUUGAAGAAGCGCGCGCCCGCGCCGUCGACCUAAAGUGCCCGCAAUCCCCCCUUUGUCUCGGCGAACUAUUGAAACGCCAAAAUAUCGACGGUCUCUCCGUCAUUUCACCAAAGGAAACCGAUCGCUCAGAAGUCGCCGCGGGGGGGGGACGCUCCCAGACCUUCAGGGGCACCCACCCAACCGCGAUCGCAACUGCGAAUCACCCCUUGCCCCCCCCCCCUCCUUCUUUCUCGCUCCCCGCAACCAUGCC
This is a messenger RNA of Punctularia strigosozonata HHB-11173 SS5, 1428 nucleotides long. Its product is annotated as WD40 repeat-like protein. The record is from RefSeq and is a predicted model, not a curated record. Lineage: Eukaryota; Fungi; Basidiomycota; Agaricomycetes; Corticiales; Punctulariaceae. The annotation marks the transcript as partial. Gene Ontology annotation, molecular function: chromatin binding; protein binding. The transcript is spliced from 4 exons. Gene Ontology annotation, cellular component: Set1C/COMPASS complex.